Peromyscus maniculatus bairdii (prairie deer mouse) is the source of this 3917-nucleotide messenger RNA. RefSeq names its product coiled-coil domain containing 188 (gene Ccdc188). NCBI's taxonomy places the organism in Eukaryota, Metazoa, Chordata, Mammalia, Rodentia, Cricetidae. The record is from RefSeq and is a predicted model, not a curated record.
AAAAGGAAAGAAAGAAAAGAAAAAGAAAAGAAACAACAAAACAGUUAGGCUGGGAGAAGCUCGGGGAUGGAAUGGUCACCCUGUAUGCACAAGACCCUAGAUUGCAUCCCCAGCACCGCCAGUAAACAAAACAUGCAACUUGGCCACCAAGCACCCAGAACUGUGAGCAGUAAGACAUCUGCCAGCAUGGAACGUCGGGGCCUCUGGAGUCAGGGCCGUCAAGCAGAGCACAUCCCCAGACUGGCUUUCCAGCCUGAUCUUGGGCAGGGUAAGGACGCCUCUAGACUCGUGUGGUGUCAUGUUAGCUGUUCCCACUCUUCAACAGACAUGAGCAUGAUUUAACCUGGGCUCAGAAGCAGGUCGUUGACAUGGACCUGAGGGCAUAAUCAAAGGGGUGGGGUCUUGAUGGUCUUACCCGUCCACCUUUAGUCAGCCGGAUCCUGUCAGGGACGCGCAGCAGAGGGGCUUGAACUUGGGUGGUCAUUGUUGUCACACUUGACCUCUCCCAGGGCAGUUUCCCCUGGAGCCAGCCUUCUGAGACUGAGCAGGCACCACGAACAUUCCUCCACACAGAGGGAACACGUACUUGCAGGGGCUCCGGAGACAGUGAGAACAGGACUGAGACAGGAAUGGACCACUAGCCUUGCUUCUGCCCCAGCCCAUUGUGACCUCCCUGGCUGUACCCAGGCCUUUGUGACUGUCACCCUGGGUAGAUUUGUGAGCCAGGGUGACAUCUAAAGUGCCCUCAAAGAGAGUGGCAGGUCAGCCAGGCCAGAGCCUGGACCUGGGGUCAGAAAGGGGUCACAGGGAGGAAUGGAGGGGCCAAACCCCCUGGGGCCCUGCGGACACUCUCAUCCCCAGUGUCCCCCAGCCCCUGUUUCAAGCAGUCACGGAGGAUGCCUGGAUCAGCCAUGUCAGGGAUAUGUAAGGUGGCCCUGUCUGGUCCCCCAUCAGUCCACUCAGUCAUUAGAGUCUUCCAGACCUUUCCCUGCUCCAGGGACUGGGGGUGGGGGACCCAGAGUGGGAGGAGAGGCACCGGGGAUGUUUCUGUCAAGUGAAGAAGCAGAGAUGCCGAGGCAGAGAGCUCGAGAGCCAGCAGGGUCCAGACAAGAAGCGGAGGCCGAGGCAGAGUGGGGCUGGCCCCUGCAUCCAGGGCAUGAACAGGUGCCACCUAGGCCGGCAGCAUCCCCCACCUCAGGACCCAGGCCCUGCCCAUGCCCAACCAUGCCUCCCGGAGGAGGGGCCGCAGCCUCACCCAGGACAGCUCCCACGAAGCUCCAGAGCAGGGGGACACUGGGAUCUGCAGAGCAAUCCUUUCUACAGCUGGAGCAGGAGAACUACAGCCUGAGUGAGCUGCAGCAGAUCCGACUGUCCUUUGAGAGGAAGAAGAUGGCCAUUACUGAGGUGUGGGACGGUGUGGCUGAGGUACACAUGGCUCUGAACAACCAGGCCACCGGGCUCCUGGGAGAGGGCCCACUGCCGCACUCAGGCUCGGAAGCAGCAGCAGAUGUCAUGCAUGGAGAAAGACAGGCCACAGCUGGGAUUACCCGAGGGCCUGAAGAGCCAGCUCUGGCUGCUGGCCUUGAGGCUGCUGCUGGGCGCUCUGCUGGCCUGCACAGCGGCCUACGUGUACGUGGUGGACCCUGCACCCUUCGAGGGGCUGGUGCCACCCCUGCUGAGCCGAGCCGCCGUCUGGAAGCUCAGGGCCCUACUGGGUCCCUUCUUGCGCCUCGAGGUGGACGACUUCCUGCCUUUCUAGGCCAGAGGCACAGAGGCCCCAGAAGGAGGAGGCCAGGUGGCUGGCGCUGCCCCCGGGGCCCGGUGGCUUUAACUGGUUCCUGCCUGCCUACAGCCCUGCUGCACAGUCCCUGCCAGGAGCGGCAGAGAGGGGUGGAGGAGGGGCUUGUCCUGAGGGCUGGGCCUGCAGCUGGACAUACAGUCAUGACACACUUUGCAUGUAAGCUUGUUUCCAUGGAAACUGGGGCUUUGGGGGGAAGAGGUUGGGGGACUCUCUGAGGCACUCUGUUGGUCUAGUAGUCGGGGUGUGGUGCUGGGGCCCCUGCCUCAGAUCCCAGUCUCGGCUCCUGUCUGCCCUCCGAGGUUUUCCUCCAUAAAGGCCCCCUGGAGCCUGAGGGGUGUCAGGAUGGUCUUCCCUAAGAGGCUACAGCUGGCAAUUACGGGAGUCCUUGGGGCUCACCUCCUGGAUGAGGCCCUCCUGAGUACCUCAGAAGUCAGAGCCCUGAAUCUGCUGACCCACCCCAUCUUGUCAACCCUGCCAGGGCUACCAACCCCUCACCCCAGGGUCCCUGCCAGUUCAGCCCCCUGGCACUGUCCAAGGCUAAAGUAAGGGGAUUCACAUUGCUGGAUAGUGCCAUGGAGGUAAACACAAAAAAAAAUUUAUUAGGGUAGUUGAGGGAGGAAAUCUUGUAGAACAGAAGAGAGUUUUGUGGACUCUGUGUCCCCAAAUGGGAGACAGAACUGCUGCCCAGAGUGGACCCCAGGACAGGGCCCCUGUGCAAAAGGGGGAGUUGGCAGGGGCUCUGUUCUGCCCUUCUAGAGGCAUCCAGGCCUGCAGGCUGGGGUGUUCCCAGAGCAUCACCCCUGAACACAGAAGGCCCAGGUGGGGUCAGGACAGGCAAGAGGCAGAGGUGGAUGGGCCAAGUCUGUGGUCCAUCAGGCUGGCUGGCAGCUCCAGGACUUUAAGGCAUCUGUUCAUGUGCUUGGGGUGGGGUGGAGGGGUGCAGUAGCCUGCAAUGACCUGAGACCCCCACCCCAGCCCAACCCACAGAGGCCUGGGCUCCCCAGAGGAGUGGCUUAAAGUGCUUGGAAGGGAUAGGGAGGCUGGGAUGAACGUCAUGCUGGUUCCCAGUAGCUCUGGGGCCACCCCCAGUGGGGCACUGGACCCCUGCAGCAGAUGGGGGGACUUCCUGAGGUCACCUGGACACGGGGUCAUGGGCCCUGGCAGACUGAUCAGUCAAGAUGUGGCUGGUUGAUAGGGAACAGACAGGGAUCCUGGGCCACAUCCAGCCCCACUCUAAGCUCUACAGCAGCCUGGUCUUCGGCAUCCCCAGCAGGUUGUUCAUAGCCCUAGAGCCACCUACUGGUGUCCUGCUAGGGACCCGAGAGGCUGGGGAAAAGGCUGGAUGCAGCAGAGUGUAGCCGGCAAAUGGUCCCACGGGGGGGCGCCCCAGCGGCCACGCUCCAGGGGGCCCGCAGCGGCGGGUGAUCCUCGGGAAGGCCAAGGUGGCAGAGGUGCAGGCCAGGAGUCCCCCUAGGCGGACCACGCCACCCCCAUCCACGACUACAGGUGCCAAUUCGCCCCCUGUGGGCCGAUGUCCAUGAGAGAGAAGCAGAAAGGUGGAGGUCAGCUGGGGUACAGCUAUGGGGCCCUAGGCUCUGGACACCUCCCCUCGGGGUCCCUGGAAAUCCCUCCCCAAGAUCCUGGACCUAGCCCAGCCCUCUCCAGCCCUGCUCUGAGCCCUAGCUCAGAAAAAUGUGGCUUCCUGGCACUCUGUCAUCCCUCCCUUGGCAUGUAGCACGGAAGAGUGAUUUCUAGAAAGUACAGUAACUUCUGUAGGGCUCUCAGCCAGGUGUUGGCCCCAGGUGCACCCUCCAGUGCACCUGCCUCGGAGUCCCAGGAGGCAGCUGUGGUCCUAGCCUGUCACCACAAACCCUGCUGUCCAACACGACACCGACUCACCAGCCGCAGGCCCCUUACCAACUGGCCUGACUGGGCACAUCACCAGAAAUGUCCAAGAGGAAUGUGCCAUCCUGUGCCAGCUGGCCAACCCCUUUCCUGACACCCUCCCCUGCAUCCACAGCCGUAGCCUUUGCCCAAGGAAAGGAUCAAAAUGAUUUUUCCUUUUUUUUAAUAAAAUUAUAGAUAUAUAGAUGUAAAUAUAAAAACGUAAAACAGA